CUGGUUGAGUCUUUUUUUUCAGUUGUCCUAUGGCUGAUCCUAAAUAGUAAGGGUCCAAAUUUAGACGUAGACCAGCAGAGCUUAAUAAAUGUCCUAUCUAUAUUUGGGAGCUGUAAGGUCAAUUACAAGUUAAAUUAUAUUGACCUGAUCCACUCUCAUUUAUUAUGUAUUGAAUCUAGGAUAAGCUCACCUCUUUAUAGCCUGCUAUAAAGGGCUGUGCAACUCUUGAUGUCUAUCAUCAUCAGGAGAUAGAUAAUCAUCAAAUGGAACGAUCUACAAGCAUGUAUCAUAUUAUACAUAGAUGGUUGUCUAUUUAAUAAGGACCAUUGAGAGUUGUAUAGCACUCUAUUGUCUCGGAUGAAAGAUGAUGAGGGAACAAGUGACUAAAAAUUCAUUUGAUUUGCAGGAAGAGGUGGGAGGAAGUAUGAAGAAAUGUUUUAUAUUUGAUUGAAAUUUUUAAGGAGAGAUGAAAAAAUAGUAACCUAUAGGAAUAUAAUUUUUAUAUUUUAUGAAAAAAAAAUUCUAUAUAGGACAUCGGAAAAUCCAAUUCCCAUCGUCUAGGAAUUAGGGUAAUUUUUAGAUAAUAUAAGAUAAGAUGUCUCUUUUUAUAAAGGGCAUAACAGGUAGUUUAUAUAAUUUUAUUAAAAAAAUAGAUGCCCAAUCUAAAAUGAACUACCCUGGAAGGUGCCAUUUUUUCCAUCGUCAACCAAACUAUCCCUCUAAUUUAAUUUUAAAAAAAAAAUAGAAAAGAUUCUGAGUGCCCCCGCUUGAUGCCCUGGACCAUUCAUCCAUCUCUCUUCCGCCUUGAUGCCCUAAUUUGGCCCAAUACUCCUUGGUUUCAUUUUGAGGAGGAAAACGAUGGCAGACGAGGACGAGGACACCAACGUUGACCUGCUACUCUUUUCUACCCUCCAUGACGACGAAGACGAAGCCGGAGAAGAAGCCGCACUGGAUGAUGCCGCCGCCCAAUGGACGCCCAAUCAGCAGCACUACCUCCUCAGAUCCAUCGGUGAUACGAUAGUAAUAAGGCAGCUCCCCUACCGGGGCCUCUCCUUCCAGCUCUGGCCCGCCGCCUCCUCCCUCGUUUCCCUCCUCGACCACAACCCCUCCGCCCUCCUCCUCCCCACUUCUCCCUCCCCCAUCCCUCUCCGCAUCCUCGAGCUCGGCUCCGGCACCGGCCUCGUGGGCAUCGCCGCCGCCGCCAUCCUCGGCGCCCACGUCACCCUCACCGACCUCCCCCACGUCCUCCCCAACCUCCGUUUCAACGCCGACUCGAACGCCCACGCCCUCGUCCCCCGCGGCGGCUCCCUCGACGUCCGCCCGCUCAGUUGGGGCGACUCCUUGGACGAUUCGGUGUUCGACGUGGUCGUGGCGUCGGACGUCGUCUACUACGAGCACCUCUUCGACCCACUGUUGCAGACUCUUGAGGUGUUGGUGAGAGGGGAGGUGGCAUUCGUGAUGGGCCAUCUGAGGCGGUGGAAGAAGCGCGACUCCGUCUUCUUCCGAAAGGCCAGGAAGCUGUUCGACGUUGCCGUGCUCCAUACCGACCCUCCGCUGCCUGGCUCUCGGAAUGGGGUCACCAUCUACAGAUUCACGGCUAAGAAACGGGCGGUCAAAGCAUCGCCAGAGAUUUGAAUAUUGUGUUAUUGUUUCUAUUUUGCAAUUAGAUGUUUGGAUGGUAGGGAAAGUAUCCAAAUGGAGGAUCUUCUCUCUCCCAUGUCAAACAAAAAAAAAAAAAAGGUUUAGUAUUCGCUCUUUCUCAUUAAA
Molecule: messenger RNA, 1767 nt
Organism: Elaeis guineensis (African oil palm)
Lineage: Eukaryota; Viridiplantae; Streptophyta; Magnoliopsida; Arecales; Arecaceae
Source: RefSeq, a predicted model, not a curated record